Molecule: messenger RNA, 756 nt
Organism: Sceloporus undulatus (fence lizard)
Lineage: Eukaryota; Metazoa; Chordata; Lepidosauria; Squamata; Phrynosomatidae
Gene: PDC
Product: phosducin
Exons: 3
Coding region: 1-756 (251 amino acids)
Biological process (GO): regulation of G protein-coupled receptor signaling pathway
Source: RefSeq, a predicted model, not a curated record
AUGGAAGAACAUACAGAGCUUAGUUUGGAAGAAGAAUUUGAAGCACCAGAGGCUACACAUACAGGACCUAAAGGGGUGAUCAACGACUGGAGGAAGUUUAAAUUAGAGAGUAAAGAUAGAGAUGCCCUUCCUCUAAGCAAGAAAGAGAUCCUCAUCAGGCAAAUGUCUUCACCCUAUCGGGCUCACAGUAAAGAUGAUAAAGACACCAGAGAGCGAUUCAGUCGCAAGAUGAGUAUACAGGAGUAUGAGAUAAUUAAUGAUGAUAAAGAAGAUGAAAGCUGCCUACGGAAAUACCGCAAGCGUUGUAUGCUGGACAUGCACGAGCGGUUGAGUUUUGGGCCCAAAUACGGUUGCCUCUUUGAGCUGGAGAAUGGGGAGCAAUUCCUGGAAGCUGUUGAGAAGGAGCGGAAAACCAUAACAGUCAUUGUCCACAUCUAUGAAGAUGGUGUCAAGGGCUGUGAGGCACUCAACGACAGCUUGAUGUGUCUUGCUGCAGAAUACUCCACCGUGAAAUUCUGCAAGAUCAAAGCUUGCAACACGGGGGCCGGAGAUCGUUUCUCCACUGAUGUUCUCCCAACACUUCUUGUGUACAGAGCUGGGGAGCUCGUAAGCAAUUUCAUUAGCGUAACUGACCAAUUUAAUGAAGAGUUUUUUGCUGUAGAUGUAGAGAUGUUUCUGAAUGAGUAUGGGCUACUGCCUGAGAAGGAGAUCCCAGCACUUGGGAAUGGCAACACAGAUGAAAAAGAAGUUGAGUAG